GCGACCACGACGCGUCGCGUCUGCGCGUUUUCCGCCCGAAGCGCGCACGACCUGCGUCCCCUCUUCGACCACACACUCAGCUAGCGCACUGAAGUACUGACCUUGCCACUGCUUUCUUUAUUUCUCGCACCCCGGGAGUGUUAUUCUGGCCAUUUUCUGUGCCGUGACAAUCCUGUGAUUAGAUCAACCGGCCUCAAACCACUAUGGACGUACCAUUCGUGUCUUCUGGAGCCAUCAGCAGGUCCCAGUAUGCCCUCCUUUCACGCUCCACACUCACGCUCAAGCAAUGCAAGGAAUCUUUGAUUCUACUGCUAUACUGUGCUAUGAACGUAGCAGUGGAGGGAGCGGUCGAUUUGGACUUCGCACUGUAUCACGCAGUAAAUCUAGCGGAGUCUGGUCCUACGGUGCAAGACAAGCGCAUAGGCUACCUAUUCUGUGCGGAGGCCAUGCCGCCCGACCAUGAGCUCCAGCUUAUGCUCGUGAAUACCCUCCGAAAGGACCUCGAGAGCCCGGAGCUCCCGCGUAUCUGUCUAGCACUAGAUACGCUCAUUCGGUUCUCUACCGCCGAUGUGAUACCCGCCAUCCAAUCGCGUCUUACGGACCUCUUCUCGUUCACCUCACCGCACGUACGCAGGCGUGCUCUGUUCGCGUUCCAUAAGUUGUCCAAGCACGAUACCGGAAUUUUGUCAGAUGUCGCUGAGCAGGUUGAGAAGCGGAUGACGGACGCGGACUGGGUUGUCGGAAGUGCGGCGCUGACCGUUUGGGCUGAUCUGCUCAAGGCAGGCCAUCUGUCCUCAGACCGGUACCAUCAAGCUUUGUCCGCACUGCUCACAUCUGCGUGGCGUGGGCGUCCGGAUCCGACGAAGAAUGUUCUACUCCCUAAGAUGCUAGGAUGCCUCCAGUCGGUCACCCCAACCGUGGAUGACGUCCGUACUAUCAUCAAGGUCGUCAAAGCCUGUGUCGCUCACGGCCCCACCGCAAGAGCGGCCCUCCAUGCGUGCUACCUCACCAUGUCUCACGCAGACACCGCCGUCCUCCUCCCCUCACGCAACGCGUUCAUCGAUGCGCUCCGCCCGCUCAUCGCCUCAUCCGCACCCGCGCCAAACGAUGUGUACGUGUUCGUAUCGUGCCUGAGCACACUCGACCCUGCGCUCUGGGCGGGCACGCGCGCGGACGUACCAGCGGUGUUGGAGGAGUGGGAGGUCGAGCGCGUCGUUGCGCUUCUAGAGGCCGAAGACCAUAGUAUCCGCGUGAAGACCAUGCGUCUCCUCCGACGCGUAGACCCCGCGAUCCUCGAGGCGUACUGCACGCGCCUCCUGUCCUCCGUCGCCUCACCGCCGUCCGCGGAAGUCUCGGCGACGGCCCGCAGGCUGCUCGAGCUGGCGGACGUCCUCUCGGACGCGGACGGGGAGGCGUACGCGGGACACGCGAUACGUGUUUGUGAUGCGCUUGAGAGCCAGACUGGGAUGCCCGCGCCGCUGGAGAAGAGGCCAGUCGUGCAGGAGGUCGUGGAGGGGGUGCUUGUCAAGAUGCAUGAUGCUAGCAGCGAGUUCAAGAGCGGCUGCGUUGGUGCACUCUUCGCGCAGGUACCAGAGAAGGAGGUGGAAAUUGGCCCGACGUUAAUGGUCAUACUCACCGCGCUGAUCGUGGAGUACCUACCGCUCUCGCCUCUUUCGCCCACGGCGCUCUUGCGUGGGCUAGGAAGUCGGGUCGGAUCAUACACUGUCUCUAUCCAAGAUGCAUGUCUGCUCUGCAUGAUCCGGCUCGCGGCGGAAUGCGAGAAGGUCCCAUCUGAAAUUGUGGACGCGGUGGGAAAGCUCAGGGAGACGAGUAGGGCGUAUAUCCGAAGACGUUGUGACCAGUUCCUUGAAUUGUCAUCUCGACUCACUACGCUCAAGGAGAUCAUCGUGAAUGUCAGGGCGCCAUCCCUCCCCGACUUCGUCGCCGCGCUCGAAACAUACAAACCCCAACAAGCCCCUCCCUCGCCCUCGCACUCGCCCCGCUCGCCGCCGCUCCGCCCCAUCCACUCGCCCGACAGGCCAUCCUCCCGCGCUUCCUCGCAAGGCGGCAGUAGGCUCCGCUACGACGCCUACGAGCCGCCGAGACCUGUGCAGCGCCAUUUCGCACGCAGGCUGAGUGCGGGGUCGGAUGCGAGCUCGCGGUUCGUGGGCCAGCGUGGGCGUGCGGCGGAGGUGCAGGACCCCCUUGCGCGGACCAUGAGCCCGGGUGAGUUGGCGUUGGCUGCUGGGGAUGAGUUGGAGACGCUUUCUUCGGUGGGAUCGCCAAGGUCGCUACCAGUCGUCAAUGUCAUAGACGAGGAUGACUCGGCAACAAGAGCAGACCUCAUAGCUCUGGAUUCGCCAUUCAUGUCGGAACCGGUUGCUUCGAUCUCGGACGUCUUGGGCAACAUGCGUGGCCUGGGAAACGUAUCUGAAGACGACUUCAAGCAAGAAUGGGACAGCAUGUCAGACUCCAAUGCAAGAGGCUGGUGUGAAGUGCCAGCGGAGACAGUUGUUGAACGGUUGCGGAAUGCAAACGGGCACUGGGAUGUGACAUUCAUUACUGCUGAAGAAGAACCUUUUACCGGCGACACGAAGAUCUUGGUGCACGCGGACCUGGCCGCUCAUGCCCUCCUACGCAUCAAGGCAAGCGAAGAUAACACCUCUCUAUGGCACAUGCGCUGUCGGGACACGCAACUACGUACCGCGAUCAAGGCUAUCUUGUCCGACAUGUAACGUCCCAUGC
This is a messenger RNA of Rhodofomes roseus, 2745 nucleotides long. Its product is annotated as ARM repeat-containing protein. Gene Ontology annotation, cellular component: membrane coat; AP-4 adaptor complex. Gene Ontology annotation, molecular function: cargo adaptor activity. Gene Ontology annotation, biological process: intracellular protein transport; receptor-mediated endocytosis. Lineage: Eukaryota; Fungi; Basidiomycota; Agaricomycetes; Polyporales; Fomitopsidaceae. The coding region runs from base 204 to 2735 and encodes 843 amino acids. The transcript has 17 exons. The record is from RefSeq and is a predicted model, not a curated record.